AGAAAGAAUCGCAUUGCGUUUCAUCGAACCACGAAUAUCUCCUCUCGAGGGGCGACCUCUCUUUCCAAUUUCCUGCGUUCUCACUCUCGCUCCGGCGUCGGCAUGGGCGCGCUCGGCUCCGGCUGCUUGGACGACCUCGAAGGCGGAGCCAAAUGCGAGGAGGAGGCGACGGAUCCGCUGGCGUCGGAGGCCGAGCGCCCGCUCUCGAUCGAGGAGGCCGUCAAGGCGCUGCUGCAGGGCCUCGGAGAGGAUCACGAGCGAGAAGGCCUCCGGAGGACGCCGCAUCGCGUGGCCGAGGCCUUCCGCGGAGGAACCAGAGGGUACAAACAAAAGGCGAAAGACAUUGUGCAGGGUGCCUUGUUUCCAGAAGCUGGAUUGAAUCCGGGAGUCGGCCAUGCAGGAGGGGUUGGUGGGCUAGUGGUUGUUCGCGACAUCAACCUGUUUUCCUACUGUGAGUCCUGCUUGCUUCCAUUUAGCAUCAAGUGCCAUGUUGGCUAUGUGCCAUCCGGAGGGCGUGUCGUCGGCCUGAGUAAGCUGUCGCGAGUUGCAGAUGUAUUUGCAAGGAGGUUUCAGGAUCCUAAAAGACUAGCAAGUGAAGUUUGUGCAGCAUUGCAUAACAGCAUUAACCCGGCCGGUGUUGCUGUCUCUCUUCAAUGUUGGCACAUGAAAUUUAGCCAUUUGUGUGACAGCAAUUUUACUCAUUCGACCAUAUCAGAUAUGCAAAGUUGGGGAACAGUUUUAGCUUCUUCCAGGUCUGGAGUUUUUAAGGAAGGGAAGAACUCUUUGUGGGAUGAUUUCACUUCUCUUCUGAAACUAAGUGGUGCAAUCAUCGAAGGAGGAGAUACAAACCAUUCUCAUGUUUCUCCCUGGUGCCCCUCGAGGUCUCUUGAAGUACCCAUGUCCAAUGGAGAGUGUGCGAGAAACUUCAAAAAUGGAAAGACUUCUUCCACUACAGCAGUUUCACAGGCUUCUAUGGUGGCUGCUGUUGCUUCAAUUCUACACUCCCUUGGUGAAGAUACUUCGAGGAAAGAACUCUUGGGCACUCCGUACCGUUACGUCCAAUGGCUUCUGAAUUUUAAGAGCUCUAACUGGGGCUUAGAUUUGAACAGCCUUGAUAUCUGUAAAGUGAGCUCUUGUGUUGUGAAAGAUGGAAAUAUUGACAGCAAGAAUGAGAUGAAGACAGAGCUAAGCAUUCCUUUCUUCUCGCUGUGUGAGCACCAUCUCUUACCAUUUCAUGGUGUUGUACACAUAGGAUACUUGACCAAACAAGAAGGUAUUUAUAUCGAGCGGUCAGCUUUGCAGCAAAUGGUUCAUUUCUUUGCUUGCAAACUCCAAGUUCAAGAGAGAUUAACCAGACAAAUAGCAGAAGCAGUUUAUUCUAAGCUCAAUGAUGGUGUAAUGGUUGUUGUCGAAGCCCACCAUAACUGCAUGAUAUCAAGGGGGAUUGAGAAAGUAGGGAGCAACACGGCUACUAUAGCAGCUUUGGGCCAGUUUUCUAGUGAUCCAAACACCAAGGCUUUCUUUUUGCAGGCAAUUGCCAGUAAUGCUACUUCUGGGGUUUGAUCUGGAUGGGCCGAGCUAUAUUUACAAUGCAACUAUCCUGUUCAUGCCGAAGGUAAAGCAUUGCACUAAUAUUUCCUUGUUGCUGAUUCCCAAAGCCAGCAAGUCUCAUCGUUUGCAAGAAGUUUACACAACAAAUAAGAAAAGCCAUGCCUGAAAAUUUUAGGAUUUGCAUCAUCCUGCGAAAAACUUGAAGGAACAUAAAUAAAUUUGAUUCUCCUCUAGUAACGUUGCAUCUAUGCAACAUCUUUGUUUGUAGAAGGGAGUACCAUCACGGACAUCCAACGAUUUUGUUGGUUAGUAGUAGUUUAUGUUGUUGUUGACGAUUAUGGCCUUAGUCUUUCACUGUCAUGGUAUCUUCACGGUUUAUCAAACCGAUCCUUUGUAACGUUGUUGUACCCUUUUUCUGUAUCGAGAGAGAUAAUUGCUAAUUGCUGUUGA
Molecule: messenger RNA, 2001 nt
Organism: Zingiber officinale
Lineage: Eukaryota; Viridiplantae; Streptophyta; Magnoliopsida; Zingiberales; Zingiberaceae
Product: GTP cyclohydrolase 1-like
Exons: 2
Coding region: 103-1563 (486 amino acids)
Biological process (GO): tetrahydrofolate biosynthetic process; tetrahydrobiopterin biosynthetic process
Cellular component (GO): cytoplasm
Molecular function (GO): zinc ion binding; GTP cyclohydrolase I activity; GTP binding
Source: RefSeq, a predicted model, not a curated record